Paramacrobiotus metropolitanus is the source of this 2006-nucleotide messenger RNA. RefSeq lists its product as uncharacterized. The coding region runs from base 110 to 1795 and encodes 561 amino acids. Lineage: Eukaryota; Metazoa; Tardigrada; Eutardigrada; Parachela; Macrobiotidae. The transcript has 3 exons. The record is from RefSeq and is a predicted model, not a curated record. Gene Ontology annotation, molecular function: protein binding.
UUAAAGUCGAUUUUGAAGGAAACGGAGUGGGCCAUCUCCGUCUAAAUCAUCUUCAGAAUUAGAUUUUCCACUGGUUUUACAGUUACUUAGUAGCUGGGAGAUUUUGAAAAUGCACCUCUAUGGAGAGAAGAAUUUUCAGUUUCAUCCGGUGCACCAGUGGAACUCCGUGGAUGUGCUGACGGAGAGCGGACUCUUCCAGCACGGGGACGUGAUCGACGUAAUGGAGAACGGUGUGAUCGUGGAUUUCCACUGCAACGAACAGCGAGCGCAGUUCGUUAGCUACGGCAAAAUUUUUAACGCUGCCGUCGCCCCCGGUUCCGUGCCGUACCAAACCUGGCUGCACCAACUGCAGUGGAAUCGCUCGCUCAUGCAGAAUGCCAGCGUGCAAGUGCUGUGGCGCUCUCAUCCGGGUGCCGCGUGGCUGUGGUACCCUGGACGGCUUCUGCAUCGUGCUUUCUUCUUCCCCUUUGAUGAUAUCGGCCUCGUGUUGGCCGAAGUUGAGCUGGAUGGUCGACAGCUACCGGAAUUGUUCUCCGCUGAUCAAGUGCGUAUUUCGCCGUCGAAGGGCGAUCUGGUCCAACGAGUACUGAAACAGGGAUGCUUUGCUGCGCGAGAACAGCGUCUGCCUGCCAGUUUUUGGUCGAACACCACGCCUAUGGCAUGUCAUCACUUUCGGGAACACCUUCAGUUUUUCAACAGGGGGGUUCGGGUUGUGUCGAUCUUGAGCGAAACACUGAAGUAUGUGCAGCGAACGGUCGCGAAGCCCCUGACAGAGAAGGAUGUGGCAACUAGGUACGAGUCGAGCCGGAUGGCGUUUGCACAGCUUCAGAAAAUGCAGGAGCAGGAUGCUCCAGGGCGGGAAUCCCUUAGCGCGAUCGAAUUACCCGCAAAGCGCAAGCACCCUGACGACGAUGCACAGCCGGAGGAGGAGCGUCUGUUACCCACCACGCCGCAUCUCCUGCGCGAGAUCUUCCAGUCAGUGGACAGCGUCCGCCGCGUGAAACUGCGUCGCGUAUGUUCGCUGUGGAAUGACCUUCUGAGCGACGCGGACAGUGCGAAAACGGUCCGGGUUUCCUUUUCCCGGAACCCAUUUUUCCCUCUGGAAGGGGAGAAUUUCACCUUCGUGUACGGGGCGGUCGCUGGUCUCCUGAAGUGCGCUACCGGUUCAACGCAACGGUUAGUCGUUGAGGCGUUGUGCGGGGAGAAUCUGGACGGUGCACUGGCGGUGAUUAAAUGGGUGUUGCGCGAUAAGCACCUCAAACAGCUUAUCUUCCAUAACGUGGAGUUCGUGUGGGACGAUCGUUUCGUGGAGCAGUACGUCAGCAGCGGCGAUGUGGAUGGUGCGGAGGUGAAGGGCGAUGGCAGCACACUGGUGCGGCGCCUGGCCAAGUACUUCAAGAAUUUGGCACCCAGCUGCGACGAAAUCCGACUCCGCCGAUGCGAUAUUAACUGCCUCCAGCAGAUGACCGUGGUUGUUGCGCAUGCGGCGAUGAAACCGGAUGCCGCGGACAUCGAAGCGCAGUUCUGGAAUCUGUAUGAGACUAAUCUGCCUCGUGAAGAAAUAAAUCUUGAGGAAACGAUGGAGUGGAUUCGCACAGGAUCGGAAGCGCUUCGCACGAUGAUUGCGAAGUACCUCAAUGAAUGGCAAAGAAGCGAUCCGCGCUUAACUACGCAGUAUCGCGAUCACGAGUGGACGGUGGAGAAUCUGAAAGAUCUGGAUGUCUCCAAGCUGACCAUCCUCACUCUGCGCGCCCUGAAGGAAGUCCUUCCCGAAGAUAUGAUGGAAGAUGUGUAAACCUAUAUUACCAGCCUCAACAAAUCUCUCCUGGGCAGUGUGUGCACUGCUGUCUUCUUUUAUUUUCGUGCCGGAAAUUUGAUGUUUUUGUGAAAAAUUCGGUUUUAUUUGCAAAUGGCUAGAGUAAUGUGCGAGCCGGCUGUGGACUGCUAAUUUAAUGGCAACCUGUACGGGUCACACAAUAACAUCACUCAGCAGUAGGUAUAAAAGU